GGACGCAGUGCAGGUAGUCAGGAUGACUUGGAAAUGGAAUUCAGUCCUACUGAUACUACAGCUGAGUUAUUACUUUAAUUCUGGAAGCUGUGGGAAAGUACUGGUGUGGCCCAUGGAAUACAGCCACUGGAUGAAUAUAAAGGUAAUACUGGAUGAACUCAUCUUGAGGGGUCAUGAAGUAACUGUUUUGAGACCAUCAUCUGCUAUUUUCAUUAAGAGCAAUGAAGUAUCCAGCAUUAAAUUUGAAACUUACCCUUCGUCUUAUACUACUGAAGAACGGAUCACUAUUUCCACAGAAAUGAUCAGACGAUGGACAUAUGAAAUGCCAAGAACAUGUUUGGCAUAUUCACCAUUACUGGAGAAUAUCAUGUGGAAAUUUUCUAAUAUUUGGCUAAAUAUUUGUAGAGAAGCUGCUUUGAACAAGGAAUUCAUUGCUCAAUUACAAAAAGGAAGAUUUGACAUUGUGAUUGUAGAUCCCAUUGGUGCUUGUGGGGAACUUCUGGCUGACCUAUUGAAGGUUCCUUUUGUGUACAGUAUCCGCUCCUCUCCUGGCUACAAAAUAGAAAAGUAUAGCGAUGGGUUUCUAUUCCCUCCUUCUUAUGUGCCUGUCAUUUUGUCAGGACUAAGUGGUCAAAUGACAUUCAUGGAGAGGAUAGAAAAUAUGUUAUGCAUGCUUUACUUUGACUUUUGGUUUGAGAUAUUUGAUUUGAAGAAGUGGAAUAACCUUUACAGUGAAGUUUUAGGACAACCCACUACUUUAAUGGAGACCAUGAGUAAAGCAGAAAUCUGGCUUAUUCGAUCUUACUGGGACUUGGAAUUCCCUCGCCCAACUUUACCAAAUGUUGACUUUGUUGGAGGACUCCACUGCAAACCUGCCAAACCCUUGCCUAAGGAAAUGGAAGACUUUGUGCAGAGCUCUGGGGACAAUGGUGUGGUGGUGUUUUCCCUGGGGUCAAUGGUUGGUAACAUAACAGAGGAGACAGCCAAUGAGAUUGCAUCAGCACUGGCACAAGUUCCACAAAAGGUUCUUUGGAGAUUUAAUGGAAAGAAACCAGAUACCUUAGGACCGAAUACUCGGCUGUACAAGUGGCUCCCCCAGAAUGACCUCCUUGGCCAUCCCAAAACAAAAGCUUUCAUCACUCAUGGUGGAGCUAACAGCAUCUAUGAGGCGAUCCAUCAUGGGAUUCCCAUGGUGGGCAUUCCUUUGUUUGGGGAACAACAUGAUAACAUCGCUCAUAUGGUGGCCAAAGGAGCAGCUGUUCAACUGGAUAUAAGAGCAAUAUCAAGUAAAGACUUGCUCAGAGCACUGGAAGCAGUCAUUAACAACCCUGUCUACAAAAAGAAUGCUAUGUGGUUAUCAACCAUUCACCAAGAUCAACCUAUGAACCCACUGGAUCGAGCUGUGUUCUGGAUCGAAUUUGUCAUGCGCCACAAAGGAGCCAAGCAUCUGAGGCCACUUUCCCACAACCUCACCUGGUACCAGUACCACUCUCUGGAUGUCAUUGGAUUCCUACUGGCCUGUGUAGCCACUGUUACCUUCCUUGUCUUAAAAUGUUGCUUGUUUGUUUACCAAAAGGUUUUGAAGAAGGGAAAGAAGGAAAAGAGCGAGUAGAGCUUUCAACACCUCAGGGAAUGGACUAAGACCAUACUAAGCAAUACCAUCCUAAUGAUUUUGAGCACAUUCAAAGUAGGAGAGAUUCUCCUCCACAUUUUACUUAAACCUAUGGCUUUGGUAUAUUCAAAUGGCUUUUAUUCCUGAUUAAACAUGAAGUAAUGUACAAUUCUAAUUUCAGAAUUCCCCCAAAAGUUACAUUUGAGUCAAUGAAGCAGUUAUUGUAACUGAAUCUACCGAGACCCAUGGAAAUUUGAGCAUGUUAAAUGGAGGGAUGCAUAAAAUCCAAAGUUUUGUUGUGCAUUUCCAGAAGGGGAAUAUUUUGGUAAACUAUGAUCAAAUGAAGUUUUUGCUUGUCUGCCCAAAGAAAAGCAGACGGGAGGUUAAAGGAAGUAACACACUUUAUUCAGACUACUGAAAUAUGGGACAGAGUUGACAAUAACUGAAGUGACCUUCUCAUGAGUCAAAGCCAAACAUAAACAGUGAAUAAGAGAAAAUGAAGAAGGGACAAUUAAAGGAGACAACAGAUUUAUCUGAAGAUAGCCAAUUCCAAAAGAA
This is a messenger RNA of Dipodomys ordii (Ord's kangaroo rat), 2170 nucleotides long. Its product is annotated as UDP-glucuronosyltransferase 2B15-like. The coding region runs from base 23 to 1612 and encodes 529 amino acids. The record is from RefSeq and is a predicted model, not a curated record. The transcript has 6 exons. NCBI's taxonomy places the organism in Eukaryota, Metazoa, Chordata, Mammalia, Rodentia, Heteromyidae. Gene Ontology annotation, molecular function: UDP-glycosyltransferase activity.